ACUACUGCUGCACACACACAGGCAUUAUUCCGAUAGUCUGGGAGGCUGGGCUCUGGUUUCAUUCAGGCUCCGGGCGACUGGGAGAGUCUCGAGUUUGCGUGCAGCAGGAGACAAUAUCAUCUGAAGUGACUCGGUUGGGUAACACAGAGAAGAAAACGCUUUCUUUUUUGGGGGGCGGUUGUCUGAAAUCUGGACUAGGAUCACAAAGAUCAGAAGUAUGAAGAAAGCCUAAGAUGAAGACCAGGAGAUAACACUGUGCCUCUGCAUCUACAUUUGAGGGUUCAUUUUCAAAGAUGGAGCCGUAAAAAAUAACCAAGACCCAUUGGAGUGAGCUUUUGAGGAGAUAGGAGGAUCUUCUCCUGAUAGAGGCUUUGCUUGGGAUUCCUCAGACGAUGGCUGCAACAGAAACCAAAGCCCCAAGCAGCGCUGCGGGUCUCUCCUGGGCUCGCGUGUGUAAAGAAUGUGGCCAACAGCACGAGGGCCAGGAAACUCACCUGUAUGAGUACCAAAACGAAGUGGACGAUGAGUUGGUUUGUCACAUUUGUCUGCAGCCCCUCCUAAAACCCAUGGAUACUCCAUGUGGACACACUUACUGUUAUCAUUGUCUGAGCAACUUCUUGAAGGAGCAGGACUUUUGCCCCGUGGAUCGCCAGCGUCUACAGCUAAAUCAGUGUCGACCCUCCAGCCUGCUGGUUAGAAACCUGCUGGACAAACUGCUUGUUUCCUGCCCUCACUAUGCAGAUUGCCAACAGAAGAUGCAGCGUUGUGAGCUGCAGCCUCACCUGCACAACAGAUGUCCUGUUUUUAAGAGGCUGAGGGAAGAAGCAGAGAAGAGGAAGAGGCCUUCCUGGAAUGAAAUAAAAGGGCGCAAGGGUGAUGGAGAGUCAUCUGGAGAUGCGAAACAUUCAGCGACGCUGUCUCGAAAUCCCACCAGGGAUCAGUCUGAGCCGGGUCUCAUUAAUCCUGCCUAUGAGGAAAUUGACGAUGAUAACACCCCCCUGCGGUCCAGUCUUGUGGCCGAGGCAAACGUGGUGGAGCUGUUCAGGGAUGAGCCUGAGGAGGAGUUAGGCCUCCGUAUUGUUGGAGGGAAAGAUACACCGUUGGGAAAUAUAGUGAUCCAGGAGAUCAUCCGGGACUCGAUAGCCUCUCGAGAUGGCAGACUGGCUCCAGGGGACCAUAUCCUAGAGGUGAAUGACGUCAGCCUGGCUUCAAUUCCCCACUCCAGGGCGAUUGCAGUGUUGCAGCACCCCUCCCUCCUCAGGCUGACCGUCAUGCAGGAGAAAGGCUUCAAAAUAAGGGACCAACGGUCGGAUCAUCACGCCUCCAGCUUCACUGCCUCCCAUAGUCCUCAUGGGAACAGUCCAUCCAGUCAAAACCCUGGGAAAGUCCUGCAUGUCAUGCUAACAAAGACCCACCGCACAGAGCCGCUCGGCAUCAAACUUAUCCGGAAGUCUGAUGAAAGCGGUGUUUUUAUCCUGGACCUUUUGCCGGGCGGUUUGGCAGCCAAAGAUGGAAAACUCAGGAAUAAUGAUAAAGUUUUGGCCAUAAAUGGGCAUGACCUCAUGCAUGGUACACCUGAGAGUGCUGCCCUCAUCAUACAGAACAGUGAAAAGUGUGUGAACUUUGCUGUAAUGAGGCCAGCAGAGAAUCCAGAGGAAGGAGGAAGCAGCAGCAGAGAGGGCCAACACAGCAGAGGAGUAAGAAGGGCCCCUGAGCCGCAGUACUUCAGACGGCAGACCACCUACUUAAAGGACCCACCAGGUGGCUUUUCAUGUCAGGAGAAAACAGUGAGCUUAAAGAAGGAGCCUCGAACCUCUCUGGGCAUCACCAUAGCUGGGGGGAGGGAUUGUCGGAGCAGGCUGCCUGUUUACAUCACGAGUGUGCAGCCUGUUGGCUGUCUGCACAGAGACGGCACCAUCAAGAGAGGUGAUGUUCUGCUGAGCAUCAAUGGAGUCGAUCUGACCCAGCUGACCUACAGCGAGGCUGUCUCUGUUCUGAAGGCCCAGACAGCUCAGUCCCAGGUGGUGCUGCGUGUGAUCCAGACCCUCUCCGAAGGCGGCGAGGAGGACACAGAGACUAGCAGCAGGGAUGACUUUGACCAUGUGGAGGACCAACGAGAAGAGACCCGUACCUGGACGCCGCUGUGGACUCACUGGCUGGGGUUACCAAGCCACAUGCACUGGUGCAGAGACAUUGUCCUACAGAAAACCAAUAACGAGAGCUGGGGCUUCAGCAUCGUCGGCGGCUACGAGGAGAGCCAUGGGCAGCAGCCUUUCUUCAUUAAAACUAUCGUGCCUGGUACACCCGCCCAUUUCGACGGCCGUCUCAAGUGUGGCGACGAGAUUGUGGCGGUGAAUGGAGCUACGACCGUGGGGAUGAACAACUCCUCCCUCAUCCCCAUGCUCAAGCUGCAGAAGAACAAAGUCACCCUGACCGUGGUGUCCUGGCCGGGGAGUCUGGUGUAAUAAAAGAAGUUCAAAUGAGCACACACAAGUAGCCCUGUUAAGCUGCAUUUGUUUAAUCCAACCCAAUGUCCUUGAUUCUUUAUUUGACAUAAUGGAGACAGUCCGAACUGUUAAAGCCGUUUGGGACUCAUGUAGAAAAUGGAUCUAAUGCUAAGAUGCACAAAUGAUCAAAUUUAUAUUCAGUAUAAACUUGGAAAGAGUAAUUCUGUUAUUUUAUCUACCAUCAGUUUCUAGCAUAUUAAAAAUAAAAAGAAUCCUGACUAUAAACUAAUACUAAAUUAAUCAACAGUUUGUGAUUAAGUCUGAAAUGAAGACCCAUUUGAAAAUAAUGCAAAAUAUUUCAAAUCAAAACGGUUGUAGGUGAGUGUUUAAAGGGAUGGAGUGUUUUUAAGUACUAAAUGUUCACUUUAGAGGAGCCAGUAGCGUUACAGAACAAAGCAGAAUUAAAGCUGCUUGAGUCAAAACAUGCACAGAUGAUGGCACCACAUUUGGGUUUAUUCCUUUUUUUUUAAGUUUAAUUUUUUUUAUUCACAUUCAAUAACAGUGAAAAAGCUCACGACUCUUAUUGUAAACCAUCAACAUUUUUUUUUUCCAUGAAGGUCAUCAAUUCUUGUUGAGAUUUUUAUUUUUUAAUUCCCUUUUUUUUCUUCCAAUAUUUUAGCCCCUAUUUUAGCACUGUAUUUAUUUCCUGUGUCUAACUAGUAUAUUUGGACAGACUUGCAGAAGUGGGUGCCUUGGAGGUAUUGAAGGACAAGCCAGAAUAUAACUGCCUUAAACUGUCUCUCUACCACAUCUUGUUUAUAGAAACUUAAAGUGGCCUUUCGAUUCAAAACAAAGUGGCUUUUUGGAAUGUACACCAAGUAAUGUGUAAAUAAUCCUAUGCUGUUUAAUUUUGUUCAAUAAAAUCAUAUCAAUCAUA
Cyprinodon tularosa is the source of this 3384-nucleotide messenger RNA. It is a transcript of the gene lnx2b, whose product is annotated as ligand of numb-protein X 2b. Bases 393 to 2465 code for a protein of 690 amino acids. The record is from RefSeq and is a predicted model, not a curated record. The transcript has 10 exons. Gene Ontology annotation, molecular function: protein binding; ubiquitin-protein transferase activity. NCBI's taxonomy places the organism in Eukaryota, Metazoa, Chordata, Actinopteri, Cyprinodontiformes, Cyprinodontidae.